AUGCGCCAUCGACUCACAAAGCGUGCAUGCGAUGAGUGUAUCUCCCGCAAGGUCAAGUGCAGCGGUGCCUGGCCUUGCGAUACCUGCCAGAGUGCCCCUAAGCAAGUCAACUGCACUUACCUGAAGCCCGCACGGAGGAGGGGACCAAAGGUAAGGAGAUAUACUGGUGAGCAGGGAGAAGAGCGCCUGACAACCGGUCUUCUGAUCCCUCCGCAUGUUGAUCCUCGUGACGAGGAGAUAUCCCGUGUGGAAGCAGAGCGACUUGCAUCGACUAUUAUCCCAACAGAAGAACUAGUCUCAGUUGUGCGUUCGUAUCAGCAGGCUUCUUACAGUGUGUGGCCGGUUGUCGAUGCGGAAGCGCUCCUGGACAAGCUUGAACAUGGCACACCGGAUGUGGGAACCUUGUGUCUGGCUAUGGCUCUCUGUGCAGCCACCAUGGCGCAGCUGCAGCUUGCUCCAACGAGUGUUGAUAGCACGAUGAUGGCGACGGAGUGUAUGAGGAUGCGUGAAGCACAUCUCGACUUGAGGAGCGUCUUGGUUUCCUUCUUCCUGCAUGUUUAUCAUGCCAAGAUCAAUAAGAGGGACUCGGCCAUGUUGUUCAUACGAGAGGCUGUGUAUGGUGCUAGGCUGUUGAAGCUGGAUGAGGGUGUGGGUGGACAUGAUACUGAGCUGGAUGCGGAUGUUGUUGCUAAUAAGGAGAUCGUGUUUCUAUUGCUGUGGGUUUCUGAAAGGGGCUAUUCUUUGCAUCUUGGUCUCGAACCCUCGUAUACCACUCCUAUUCGUCUACCAGAUGAGGUCGAUGUCGGCAAUAAUGCAGAUGUGAAAGGCUUGCUGGAGCUCGGCAGACUCUUUGCCACAUUUGACGGAUUCUCCUCCAGACGAAGCACCAACGCCAGUGAUAAACUGGUAUUGACGGCGGAUAGUCUGGCAGAGACGGAGACAGUCUUGUCGAUGCUUUCGUUCGGCCGAGGCGACAGACCGUCCACCCGUAUUGCUGAUUACUGCAUCACGAAAGAAUGGAUGAGGACCAUCAUAUGGCAGAAAGCUCUGUCUCGGCAUCUGCUCUCGUCGAAAUCGGGUGCUCGACUUAUGACGUUCAGGUUCCCAGCCGUGGUCAGCCGUGACCUCCUGAUGUCGUUGCAAAGCUUUACUGAGUCUGACCUGUUGCCAUUGGGACGCGACCAGCUAUUGAAGUGUUUCGAGAUUGCCAACUCACUCGCGGAUACGGUCCUGCUCACGCCGUGUGUCCAGACAUGCUCUGACUUUCAAAUGCGGCCGCAUGAUUUUCUGCACGCGUUGUACCAGAAGCUGCUACCUUUCCUAGAGCAAGACUUCAUGCUGAAGUCGAUACUGCAUAGUAAGACGGCCGAGGCUUUGGUUAAAGCCCCUGCGCGCAUAUUGAGAAUGGACUAUAACCCUUGGUCAUUCGAUCACGAUGGGGAGUACGCUCACAGCACUGGAAAGCAUGUGGACUCUCCUGAGGAGGACGCUGAUUCGCACUGGAAUCUUUAUGGAUAG
Molecule: messenger RNA, 1518 nt
Organism: Aspergillus costaricaensis CBS 115574
Lineage: Eukaryota; Fungi; Ascomycota; Eurotiomycetes; Eurotiales; Aspergillaceae
Product: putative C6 transcription factor
Exons: 3
Coding region: 1-1518 (505 amino acids)
Biological process (GO): regulation of DNA-templated transcription
Molecular function (GO): DNA-binding transcription factor activity, RNA polymerase II-specific; zinc ion binding
Source: RefSeq, a predicted model, not a curated record